This is a messenger RNA of Aspergillus steynii IBT 23096, 1416 nucleotides long. RefSeq lists its product as uncharacterized. Gene Ontology annotation, cellular component: membrane. Gene Ontology annotation, molecular function: glycosyltransferase activity. The transcript is spliced from 2 exons. NCBI's taxonomy places the organism in Eukaryota, Fungi, Ascomycota, Eurotiomycetes, Eurotiales, Aspergillaceae. The record is from RefSeq and is a predicted model, not a curated record. The coding region runs from base 1 to 1416 and encodes 471 amino acids.
AUGGGCGCCAUAAUGUCGCACAAGACAACAAACGUCCUAUAUGUUGUUCUGCUCCUUGUUAUUGCCGCCUCUGUUCUAGACCUCCAACUAGGGACUCAGUCUCUCGACUCGACCUCACUAUAUCACCGGCGCCCCAACAAGCACGACUACGAACCCGACUACUGGACAUGGGAGACAACCACCCGCUUCAAACAGCCUGAUACCCGCUCAAGAUUUACCAUCGACGACGACGCCAUCUGCGACUCCUUCCCCACCCACCUCCUCUCGCGCGUCCAGGUCGUCUUGAAAAUCGGCUCCUCCGAAGCCAAAGACCGCCUCAACGCGCAGCUGGCCACCGUCACCCGGUGCAUCUCUAAUCUCCUCAUCGUGUCGGACCGCGAGUCCGAGCUGAACGGUCACCAGGUAUACGACAUUCUCGGGUCCCUACCGGCGUCAUUCCGCAACAACACGCCAGACUUCGACGCAUACGAUGCCCUUCAACAAGGGAAGACGGUGGAUCCCGCGCAAGGGUGGCGACUCGAUCGAUUCAAGUUUCUGCCCAUGGUCGAGGCCGCGUACGAAACAAACCCGACAGCCGAGUGGUUCGUCUUCCUCGAAUCCGACACCUACUAUGUAUGGGACAACCUGUUCCGUCUCUUGGAUCAAUUCAACCCGUCGGUUCCGUUGUAUUUCGGAUCUCCAACUCCAGGACGAGGAGCCGGAGAGGAGAGGACAUUUUUCGCAUACGGAGGAGCAGGAUUCGUGCUUUCAAAAGGCGCGGUGGAGCGACUAGUCGCGCGCGGGACCGGUUCUCACGGAGAAUACAUCGAGCCGUCAUUGAGCGUACGAUACGAGGAUGUCGUCAAGGGCGAUUGCUGUGGGGAUUCGGUGCUCGGAUGGGCGCUGUAUGACCACGGUGUGAAACUCUCGGGGAUGUGGCCGAUGUUCAAUCCGCAUCCGCUGCAUGGGAUCCCGUUCGACAAUGCAUACUGGUGUCAGCCCGUCAUCAGCAUGCACAAGUCGUUUCUGAACGACAUGGAAGACUUGGUGAAAUGGGAGAAUAGACGGGAUCGAUCGACACCACUCCUCUAUUCCGACCUCUUCUCAUACCUCAAACUCGGUGUUCUUACACAAAAGUCCGAGUGGGACAACGGCGACUGGGGCGGGUUCUUGGAGCCUCCGGACUCGCCCGCGCAUAGAUCAUUUGACGACUGUCGCGAGGCAUGCCACGAGCAUGGCGAAUGCCUCUCCUACACAUACGACUUUGCAGGACACUGCGUGUUCGUGCGAACCAUGCGCCUUGGCUCUAGAAAGCCUCACACGCCGGAGGUCAAACUAUCGGCUGGCUGGGACGUGCAGAAAAUCAAGACCUGGCGGGCAAACCACCAGUGCGAGAAACCGCUGUGGAUGAAGCCGAGCAUUACGCGCAUUUUCUAG